Molecule: messenger RNA, 1248 nt
Organism: Arabis nemorensis
Lineage: Eukaryota; Viridiplantae; Streptophyta; Magnoliopsida; Brassicales; Brassicaceae
Source: the annotation of a GenBank genome assembly
AUGCUCUUUGCUUGCAGCUCGAAGGAGAAACCCACUCUCGGAGGUACGCGGAUUAAGACCCGCAAAAGGAAUAUUGCUGCUCCUCUCGACCCUGCAGCUUUUUCUGAUGCAGUUGUCCUGAUUUAUCUGGAUAAUGCUGGUGAUCUGGAACUUGUUGCCAAAAGUAUUGAGUCAUCAGACCUUAAUUUCUCAAGAUACGGUGACAUUUUCUUUGAGGUUGUUUUCAUUGGAGGACGUACACAAACUGGUUCAGUUAAAUCUGAUGAAGGGGAACGCCAUCCUUACUCUAUAAUCGACUGUGAACCAAAGCGUGAAGCUAUUUUGCCAUCAGUUGUAUACAUUCAGAAGAUUUUGCGGAGGAGACCCUUCCUUAUAAAGAACCUUGAAAAUGUUACGCGGAGAUUCUUGCAGUCACUGGAGCUUUUUGAGGAAAAUGAGAGGAAGAAGCUUGCAAUAUUCACAGCGCUCGCAUUUUCCCAGAAGCUCUCAGGAUUACCUGUAGAGACUGUCUUCCAGCCAUUGCUUAAGGAUAAUCUUGUUGCCAAAGGGAUAGUGCUCUCUUUUGUAACAGACUUCUUUAAUGAAUAUUUGGUUGAGAACAGCCUUGAUGACUUGAUUGCCAUUCUGAGGCGUGGCAAGAUGGAAGACAAACUUUUGGAUUUCCUGCCUCCCACAAAGCGGACUACUGAAAGUUUUGCUGAGCAUUUCACCAAGGCGGGAUUAUCAGCUCUGGUAGAGUACAAUGAAAAGAAAAUAUUUGAGGUGAAGCUGAAGGAAAUAAAAGCGGUGCUUACAAGCCAAGUAACUGAGGAAAUUAACGUAGAUGAAGUGAUUGAAACGGUGAAGCAACAGGUGAAAGAUGCUAAGCUGCCYGAGAUUGAGGUUGUGCGUGUGAUCUGGGAUGGGAUAAUGGAUGCUGUUCAAUGGUCUGGGAAAAACCAGCAGCAAAACGCGAAUGCUGUAUUACGCCAAGUGAAAACAUGGGCUCCGCUUCUGAACACGUUCUGUAGCAGCGGGAAAAUGGAGAUGGAACUAAUGUACAAAGUACAGAUGCAAUGCUAUGAAGAUGCAAAGCUGAUGAAAGUGUUUCCAGAGGUAGUGAGGUCUUUGUAUGAACUUGAUGUGCUUGCUGAAGACACGAUUCUCCACUGGUAUCGCAAAGGGAGCAACCCUAAGGGCAGGCAAACGUUUGUGAAGGGAUUGGAGCCGUUUGUGAAUUGGCUUGAAGAGGCCGAGGAAGAGGAGUGA